UUUGAACCGCUAUUGAAAAUGUCGUUCUAUGGCGUACCUAUACCCUAUUGUAAACUAUUCCGUGUUCGCUGAAACCAUGCUCAAACGCGGUGACGGUGAGUGUUAAGUGUUUACAUUGUGUCGCGGACGCCGAGACGCUUUACGCCAUUGGUCCUAAAUCCUAACAAAUAAUAUUUGGAAAUAACUCAUUUAUAGGCUAUAUUGUAAUAACUCUCGAAUCCGCCAUUCCGACUGUUACUUGCUUUGUAGUUUGUUGUCCGGCACUCGUUUACGGCCUCCCGCCAAAUAUCACUUUGCUGUUAGCUGUCAGUAAGUUCAACUAUAAGUUGUUUAUUCAUUAUUCUUCAUUUUUCUUGCGAGCCGCGAACGAUUCCGUCUUACUACCGAGUACCGCCGUAGCUGUUGUUAUUUUUUCUCCGCCAUUUCCCUUUGGUACCUCCUACUGGUCCCGAAAACCACGAGGACACUCGCCGCGCCUAGUACCUACGCUCAAACCUCAAGCCAAAGAAUCUCAAGCCGUUUGUACGCAAGACACACGAGACGACCAUGGCGGCCACCAUUGCUGGAGUGUUCAACCCCGAAUUACAGAAUCUCAUAAAAGAGUCCAAGGUCCUGUUAGUAGGCGCGGGUGGCAUUGGCUGCGAGGUUCUCAAAAACCUCGUGUUGACUGGUUUUAGCGAGCUGGAGGUGAUCGAUUUGGACACUAUCGAAGUGAGUAAUUUGAACCGUCAGUUUCUAUUCAACAAAGAGUCAGUGGGCAAAGCCAAAUCUCAUGUCGCUAAAACUAGCGUACUUAAAUUCAACCCUAACGUCAACAUCAUGUCGCACUUCGGUGACAUUAUGGACACGAAGUACGGCGUGGCAUUUUUUAAUAAGUUUAAAUUGGUCAUUAAUGCUUUGGACAACAAGAAGGCUCGUAGCCAUGUGAAUCGUAUGUGCCUAUCAUGUCAAAUCCCUCUCAUUGAGUCCGGUACGAUGGGUUACAACGGUCAGGUGGAGUUCAUUAAAAAAGGAGUUAGUAUGUGUUAUGAGUGUAAUCCUAGAUCCGAACCCAGGACCUAUCCUAUGUGCACUAUAAGAAAUACUCCCAAAGAGCCCAUCCAUUGCAUCAUAUGGGCCAAAUUCUUGUUUAAUCAGUUGUUCGGCGAAACCGACGAGGAUGUUUCGAUGGAUGAAGGAAAGAUUGAAUCUGAAAAAUUGUCUGCCCGUGAUUGGGCUAUACAAAACGAUUACAAUCCAAAGAAACUGUUCAAAAAAAUUUUUUUUGAUGACAUUAACGUUUUAUUGAGCAUGGAACACUUGUACGCUGAAAAGAACAUAAAGCCUGUUCUGUUGGACGAAUCGCUCUUAAAUCUAGAACAUAUUAAGUAUAGUGACGUUCUAGACAGUGAAAUGUUAACCCUGGAACAAAACAUUUCAAUGUUUUGGGAUUGUAUAACUCCUAUUAAAGAAAAAUGGGAAAGAUCUAUAAACAAAUGCUUAGUAUGGGACAAGGAUGAUGAUAUGAUGAUGAAUUUUGUUGUGUCUUGUAGCAAUCUUCGCUCUGCCAUUUUUAAUAUUCCUUUUAAAACCCAUUUUGAUAUUAAGUCGAUGGCGGGCAAUAUUAUUCCUGCCAUUGCCACUGCUAAUGCAAUGAUUGCUGGACAAAUUGUGAUCCAUGCUUUGAGGAUCCUUAGAGGCAAAUUUGAGAAAUGCCAAAACGUCUUUUUGAGAAGUAUGCCAAACCAUAAAGGGGGAGUAUUGGUGAAAGACAAAUGUAUACAACCGCCUAACCCUAAGUGUAAUGUGUGUUCCUCCGAGGGAGAAAUUAUAAUGAUAACCGACUUGUCCAAUUUCACGGUAAGACAGUUGGAAGAACUUGUGUUGAAAAAAAAACUGAAUAUGGUGGCACCCGAUGUGACAAUGCUAGAUAGAGUGAUUAUCUCUAGUGACGAAACUGACGGAGUAGAUAUGUAUGAUAUGACAUUAUCAGAAGCAGGCAUGACAAACGGAUGUGUUUUUGAUGCAGAAGACGAUCAUCAGAAUUUCCGUGUCAAAAUAAUGGCAUUUGACAAACAAAAGUCUGGAGAUGAUGACCUUAACUUUGAGAUUCUCAGUAGUAUAAAUGAUUUUCAUUCUGUUAAUGAAGAUAACAACGAGACUAAACCUGAUGAAAAUAAUGAGGAUGAUGAGGAUGAUUGUGUUAUUGAGCAGGCUGCAAGUACUGUAUGUGACAACAAUGGAGAUACAAUAGGAACAGUUAAUCAUGUAAUGGUUGGUAAUGAGGAAAUUGGUUAUGAAGAAGUUACAGAAGAAGGAGUUGUUGAAGAAAUCGGUAAUGAAGAAGGUACAGAAAUAAUCAGUAAUGAAGAAGUAGAUGCAGAAGACAUCAGUAAUGAAGAAGUAGAUGCAGAAGACAUCAGUAAUGAAGAAAAAUUGGCAAUAAAAAGAAAAGCUGAUGAGGCAAUUGAAGACAUUAAUGAUGCUAAAAAAAGCCGUGUCGACUAAGAUACUUUUUCGUGGUUACUAUUAACAAUCAAUUUGAACAUAAUAAUAUAACAUAUGCAUAAACACAAAACAACAAUGUUGAUUUACCUAUUUUGAUGUUCCUCUCUCGUAAUACUACUGUAAUUUUUAUAUUCUAAUAAUCAAACUACAUUAUUAUUAACUACAUCAAAAUUUGUAUUUUCAUUAUUGUGAAUGUUUCUUACUAAUUAUUAUUUUUUUGAUAACCGACUUAUAAAGAGAAAAUUAAUUCAUGUAUCAAUAUUUUUUAUUUAUAUGUGUGUAGGUUUAAGAUUUAGUUUGUAUGAAAUUUUAUUUGUAUUUAUUGUCAUUGAGAUAAAAUUAAAACUGUAACUCCCUAGUUAAAUUGCUUUAUUUGCUAAUUAAUUUUUUUAUUUUAUCCGACUAUUAGAAUUGAAUUAAUGCUAUAUCCCCGUACAAUUUUUAAAUAUAAUAUAUGAUUAUAUAUUUUAUUUUUGUAGAUGUAUUCACUUACUUGGUGUUUUGCAUUGAGAAAAUAAUAGUUACUUACAACAUUGUAAUAUUUCGUAAAUUACCUUUCUAAAGCACGAAAUAUGAUGUUUUUAUUUUUUAAUGUAAUCGGUGUCACUUAAUAUAAAAAAAUAUUGGUUGGUUUACAACACUUAAACCAAUAAUAGAAAAAUAUAUAUAUUAAUCAGCCAACUAACAAAGCUGGGUGUUUAGUUGUUAUAAUUUAAAAGUAAAUUUAUUCAAUAACUUCUAACUGAAAUAAGUUUAAUUUAUUACAUGUUGUAUAGUUUUGAUUUUGAUUCAACUACUAGCGAUACAUCAAAGCUGAGCUUGAUCAUAAAUUGUUAGGCUAAGUCUAUAACUAAUUCUGACUGAAUAAAGGAAAUAAGUUA
This is a messenger RNA of Metopolophium dirhodum (rose-grain aphid), 3368 nucleotides long. It is a transcript of the gene Uba2, whose product is annotated as SUMO-activating enzyme subunit 2. NCBI's taxonomy places the organism in Eukaryota, Metazoa, Arthropoda, Insecta, Hemiptera, Aphididae. Gene Ontology annotation, biological process: protein sumoylation. Gene Ontology annotation, molecular function: SUMO activating enzyme activity. The transcript has a single exon. Bases 547 to 2487 code for a protein of 646 amino acids. Gene Ontology annotation, cellular component: cytoplasm; SUMO activating enzyme complex. The record is from RefSeq and is a predicted model, not a curated record.